GGGUGUCGCCAUGUCUUGGGAGAGUAUUAAUUCUCGCGAAUACCUGGGACGAACGGGAUCUGGCCAGUUGUCAGCAACUGCUCUCCUAGGAUCGCCGGAUGGGUCGCGGCACCCCCUGGAUUUGUACGAGUUGGCCGAAGAGUUCCCACAGCCGAGCAGAUCCCCGCAGAACGGCAUCUGGACCUGUCUCGUGGGAUGCGGUCACAAGAUCGACCAGACACUCGCCCGGAGGAGGGUGGAACAAGGUCUGAAACUGUACAACCAGCACAAACAACAGGCUGCGGUAACAAAGUGGAAGAGCGCGUUGAAGAGGAUAAGAAAGAGAAACGACAAAUUUGUCCUUUUAGGAUACCUGUACCAGGCGUACAUGGAAUGGGGAAAAUACAGGGAAAGCUUGGAGUUAGCGCACAGGCAGCUUAACUUGGCCGAAGAGGCCGACUGCCCCAAUCUGCGCGCCGAGGCAUAUUUAAACCUCGCCAGGACCCAUGAGAGGAUGGGAGGAUUGGAAAGGGCCCUGGCCUGCGCUAGACACUCGCUUUACAACGAAUGCGAUCAGUGCAGAACUGCAGGAUUGGUGCAGAUCACAGUCGCAAGUCUCAACUUGGAGCUGGCCGUCUUCUGCAAAGCUUUACAGGCGUUUCAGCAGGCGCACGCGAUCGCCCACCGCAUCAAGGAUUCCUCCCUUGAGCUCCAGGUUUAUGUGGGUCUUUCGGAGCUUUUCGGAAGGCUUCAAGACGCAGACAAAUCCGCUCGAUACGCUUCUAAGGCGUACGACAUAUCGAGGAAUUUGGACAUGGGCGAUUUGAACUCCAGGUUCCACAGGACAGCUCUUUUGCAAAUGGCUAGUGCUUUGAGAAAACAGGGAGAACUCGGCGACGCUCAUGAUUACUGCAGCGAAGCAACAAGACUAUCUUUGGUAUCCGGAGAUCAAUGCACCUAUGCUAGAAGUAUCAGGGUAAUGGGUGAUAUUUACAGGAAAAAAUCUGAAAUCAGCAACGCUUAUAGACAGUACGAAAGCGCGAUGACGACGGCGUGUCACAUGGGCGACCGCCUGUGCCAGAUGGAGGCUAUGGACGGGGCAGCCAGGUGCUUGGAAACACUCCGUUUACAGCAUAAAAUAUGCAACUGCAGGCCUCUUGAGUUCAACACGAAGCUGCUCGAAGUUGCCAUGACGAUCGGCGCGAAGCUGUUGAUAAGGACAAUCAGAGUAAGGCUAUGCAGGAUUUAUCAGAGUUUAGGGGAUGAAGAACACAGGAACGAACAUGCAGGGGCGGCUCAAAGGAUCGAAGAGGAACUCGAACUGCAAUGCGGUGCGUGCAACUUGCCUUUUGGCUACGACGCUGACAGCCUGGAAGCAUUACCCUGCGCUCACAUACUUCACGCAAGAUGUGCCCACGACCUUCUGAGGAGGAGGGACAAGAAGAAGAAACGCUCUUGCCCCGAUUGCGAGCGUUCCGUCAGCUCUCGUCUUUACCUCCAGUGCGAAGAUCCUCACACGCCGCACCACUCGACCUUCUCGCUGUCUUCGCAGCAGCUGCACGUCUCCAGCAGCGUCUAGCGGUUAACCAGCCUCUAAGAGGCGAAAAGACAUUUCGAAUUUCGUUGGACGAGAGGAAAAUGUGACGAUUCGGAAAUUUUUACAAAAGCCUAGGAGAAAUUCUUCUGACCGUCUUAGAAAUAGCUGACCUGAUUUUCGAUCAGACAAUUAUCAAAGAAAACGAAAAAACCCGGCGAAUAGAGAAAAUAUGAUGAAUACAAAAUUCAGUCUAAAUCAAAAGACGGAAAAUUUCAGUCUCAGGAGUUAAUACAGGGUGAUACGAGAGUUUUAAGGCAGUAUAUCGUGACAAAGAUCAACAGAUAAGACAACUAUUAUUAAAUUUUGGGACGGAUUUUUUUUUUCAAAAAUUAAUAUUACUUUGUAUAUUGGAACUUUAAUCUUCCGACUGUCUUAAAAAGAUAAAAAACUAAACAUGCUUUAACUGAACCCUUUAUAAUAAUUAAUAGAAUGGACCCGUCUAUACAGGGUGACUGGCGAUA
Molecule: messenger RNA, 2037 nt
Organism: Cimex lectularius (bed bug)
Lineage: Eukaryota; Metazoa; Arthropoda; Insecta; Hemiptera; Cimicidae
Product: 43 kDa receptor-associated protein of the synapse homolog
Exons: 11
Coding region: 11-1558 (515 amino acids)
Biological process (GO): chemical synaptic transmission
Molecular function (GO): acetylcholine receptor binding; protein-membrane adaptor activity
Source: RefSeq, a predicted model, not a curated record